This is a messenger RNA of Exophiala mesophila, 1457 nucleotides long. RefSeq lists its product as uncharacterized. The transcript has a single exon. The record is from RefSeq and is a predicted model, not a curated record. NCBI's taxonomy places the organism in Eukaryota, Fungi, Ascomycota, Eurotiomycetes, Chaetothyriales, Herpotrichiellaceae. The coding region runs from base 274 to 492 and encodes 72 amino acids.
UGUGAAGCGAAGGGUGGUUGCUGGCAAUGCCUCAAAUUCACGGACCUGCUCGUGUGCCGUGGUCCAAAGUGGCCUCUGACAAGCAGCCACCGUUAAGAACCGGCUUUGGUGCUUCAUAUUGAGCAAUUAUUGUUUCUUCCUCGACUUGCAUCACGUUUGCCCUUCGUUACACUCGUUUCCAUCCUAGACUUGUCCAUUCACGCAAGAGGUCAUCCAGGCUCGUUGCCAUCCUUUGAUCAAUCCACCCCUCUAUCUUACACUCGACCUUUGAAGAUGUCGUCCAAAUUCACCGAGCAUCUGGAGCCCGGAUUCAAAAGUACAUCACCACAUUCAGACGUCAGACUAGAAGACAUCAUCGGCGCCGUGGAUCUUUCAAAGCGCCACAGAACAUCGUCAGAAGCGAGCUCGCGGAGCACAAGUUCAUCGAGUUCGGAUCGAGCGGAAGUGAAAGGACGGAAGAGGCUUUCUAAAUUGUUGACGGGAAAGAGAUGAUGCGACAGCAAUAUGCGUCCUUUCCGGAAGCCUUCUAUCAAUCAGCCAUGAGGCAACAAAUUUUCUUGACACGAUCAACACCACUUUUUCGGUGUCGUUGGCGUUGCAGCCAUACAAAAGUUCACCCAUCCAUUCGCCAUGUCGAAUUAUCUCCUUGACUGUUGGAGCAACUUGCUGGACUUUGUAUUAUUGUCCUUUGAGGCUAGGGUGUGAAUUGCAUACAGUCCCAACAACAGAACCCCUUGUCGAUCAUCCUGGCGAGCAGUACUGGUGUCGACAUUUUGCCUCACACAAGCACCAAGUUCUAGAUUCGAGGAUUGAGGAAGCCACCCUCCCAAAGAAAGCGAAGAUCGGCAAACACUAGGACUUCGUUCUCGAAAUGGGCAUUGAGUGAUCCAAAGCCCCACUCGAAGUCAGUGAGUGCAGAAAUCUUGGGGCUUGUCGAUCGAGGGCACUGGCAACGCCCGCCCGGCCCACAUUCGUGGUAUUACUCACCCAAAUUCAUUCUGUACAGUACUACUGUUAAGAGUUCAACACCACCUGUACCACCAAGGUAUGGGUUGGCCGUUUUGACACUCAUUCCUUCAUUGUGAAUGGACUGUGAGCACAAAGUUGGUGUGUAUUUCUACGAGGACCAUCUCGUUGGGGCACGACGCGACGAUACCAAUCAAGCCAAAACUCUCCAUUGGAUUUGAAACCUUGGGGCCUUGUUCAAUUCGUCAAACAAAUUUAAGCAAGCGAUAUGAAUGUUUCUUCAACCAUAGUCCAAACAAUCACAUCUUGAUUUCCCCGUGUCCUUAGAGUCCCGAGCCGAAGGUCCACGGUCGUGUUCAAACCUUGUCUCCUGAAUUAGUUCCGGCUGCCCCUGGUUGUGAGUCAAGACUUUGUGCGUGCCAUGAGAUGUGCAACACUGUUGUGGCAUGUCCCGACUGUGCGAGCCGCCCGCGAGACCCCCCAACCCUGUG